Saprolegnia parasitica CBS 223.65 is the source of this 1722-nucleotide messenger RNA. RefSeq lists its product as hypothetical. The record is from RefSeq and is a predicted model, not a curated record. Bases 1 to 1722 code for a protein of 573 amino acids. Gene Ontology annotation, molecular function: protein binding. NCBI's taxonomy places the organism in Eukaryota, Oomycota, Saprolegniomycetes, Saprolegniales, Saprolegniaceae. The transcript is spliced from 2 exons.
AUGAUGCAACGCAAUAGCCGCGUCCUCGCCGUGCCGGCAGCUGUAGCAACAGGACCGGCGCCGCCGUCGAUCGAGUACACUCUGCGCCGUCCGUUCCUUAUCAUCAGUUUUCUCAAGUUCAUUGCGUCGGCAGUCUACCUCGCGCUCGCAAGCCUGCUCAUGAUCACGGGGACACCGUCGACAGCGAUCAAGUUUCAAAUCUACGCCAUGCAGACCGCGUCGGGUCCGCUGUAUGCGGCGUUCGCACUCUUGCACUUGGUCGCUGCCAUCGAGAUGCUUUUACCGGCGCGCUGUCGACGGCUCCACGCCGCAAGCGGCACCUCACUUCUUCGCAAGGCGCCAACGUGGCUCUCGCAAGCGAUUCAGUGCGUCGUUUUGGCAGUGCAACUCGUCCAAGCGUACAAGCUCAGCGCGAAUGCGGUCUCGAGCGCUGUCACGACAGCCUACUCGCUCACGCUUGUUGCUUCGUGCCUCCUUCCACCGUGGCUCUCCUACUCGUCGCACCCGUCUGACAAGCGCCUCGGGUAUGGCAUGGCGUGGACGACCGAGUACGUUCUCUUGACGCGAUGCUUGGUUCCUGGCACGCUUCUCGAUCUCAUUGGAAAGCUCGUGCUCUUUGGGAUGAGCUACCUCAGCUCGCGCCAGCUCGUGCAAAGCGUCUUGGCUGUUGCCGCGCCCACUACGUCGAGCCGACUCCUCUCGGGGCACCUGCGCGCGCUGGCGUCCGUCAAGGAUACGCUCUCGUUCCGAAAACCUCGGUCGCGCUGUACCCAUGUGUUUUUGAUGGUCCAUCUUGUCAUUGGCAGUAUGGUGCUGGCUAUGGUGUUAUCGCCGCGGCCCGCCUGUCCCGUCGACUGCAAACUCGCGGUCGCGCCGUGGCUAAAGUCGACCUGUCAGUGCAUUCUCUACCAUUUCAACGGCCACGACAAUGUGUCGAUCGAUGCAACGACGCUCUCAAGCGACCGCUUGGGCGACCGCCUCUUCUUCUUACAUCUAACCAACUGCCCGUCGCUUCCUGACCUGCAAUUGUUGGCGCCCUUUCAUAACCUCUAUGGCCUCACGAUUGAAUCCGGGCAAGCCACGUCAUGGGCAAAACGCAAUGCGUCGUGGCCACCGUCGUUGAUGUCGCUCAAUUUGCGCUACAUUCCGCUACGUGACAUUCCAGAAGCCCUUUUGGAGCUACCACCCAACUUGCAAACGCUCUCUAUCACGGGGUGCCUCAACAUCUCGCGACUGCCCACGACGGUCCGCACAUCGUGGGCGGCCGUGGCGUGGUUGAUCCUGAACGACAAUGCGUUUCAUGAAAUGCCGCACUUUCUCGCCAAUUUCUCGUCGCUCGAGAGGCUCGUUGUGUCGACCAACCGCCUUAAAACUCUACCCGAGGCCGCACUCGCGUCGCUGCCGCACUUGACGCGACUCGAAGCUGCACAAAACAGCCUCACGCAGUGGCCAACCCACCUUAUCGACGGCAAGCCCGCGCUGCUACUUGAUCUCAGCAACAAUCCGAUCGCUGCCGUGCCCACCACGGAUGCAAUCGCCUCUCGGUUGAUUAUACUCGACGGUAGUGACUACUGCAAUGCGACCCUCGCAGCUGGGUGCUAUGCUAUCUGUUCCCCACUCUGCUCCAACGUUGAAGUCGGCGACAAGGUCUGUCAGCGCAAAUGCUGGAACGCCGCAUGCCAGUGGGAUGGCAACGACUGCGCGAACGGCGGGUCCCAGUAG